UCAAAACCUGCCAAGUACGGGUUCAAUGAGCCACUAAAGAAGGAAUACUCACGGGAUAAUCCUAUCGUUCCAGUCUUGCUUGAACUUGAACUUGCUAUUCGCAGCAGCACUCAAUGCACGACUUUAGUAAGGCUACGAUCCGUAGGACUUGUUAGCGGUAUGUCACAAGGGUCUUCCAGGUUUGAUUGGUAUCAAACGGACGCGGAAGUUUGUAUUAAUUAUUUUCGAAAAAAUCUCAAGCCGGAGGAUGUGAGAGUUGAGUUCGAAACGGAUUCAGUUACUAUUUUCGCAGUCACUGAAAAUGGGGAAGAGCCACUAAAAACGUUCCACUUACUACAUUCUGUCUCGAAGUCAGAUUCUUCAUUUCGUGUGUCCAGUGUCAAGGUGGAGUUACGCCUGCGUAAGCUGACUGCUGCUCGUUGGGAUCGAUUGGAAUCCGACUCCAGCCUAACGGACACUGAAAAGCCUUGCAGUUCACCUGAUAACUUGAAGAAGGUUGCACAUUCUUAUCCGUCCUCUAGUCGGGUCGCACAUGAUUGGGAUAAGCUUGGAAAAGAGGCAGCCGAGUUAGACGACGGCAUAGAUCCAUUGAACAAACUCUUUCAAGAUAUUUACAGUAAUGCUUCAGAGGAAACCAAAAGAGCGAUGAUCAAAAGUUUCACGGAAUCUGCGGGAACUGUACUAAGCACCAAUUGGAAUGAAGUUGGCAAAGGAAGGGUUGAAAUGAAGCCACCAGACGGGAUGGAAUAUAAAAAAUACGAAAUUUGAUUGCUUACCGCAACCAGUUUAACUCAUCCCGCUCUUUUUCUCGCGUUAUUUGUUUACGUUUUCACGCUGGACCCAAAAUUUCCCCGUGCUACAUAUUUCUCAUCAGCCUGUUCUCUAUUUGGUUAUAGUUAUGAAGAUGAUUGUCUCAACUUCGCACUUUCACGUUCACAAAUCUUUAAAGCACGGUUGUGGUUUAACUUUUACGCUUAUUCUUAGUUCUGGGAGCAAGCCCUCCCCUCUGCACGUUCUUCACAUGCAUGGCAUUGGAGAUUGAGCCGCAUUAUAUCGCAG
Dicrocoelium dendriticum is the source of this 1059-nucleotide messenger RNA. The record is from the annotation of a GenBank genome assembly. NCBI's taxonomy places the organism in Eukaryota, Metazoa, Platyhelminthes, Trematoda, Plagiorchiida, Dicrocoeliidae.